AUGGCCCCGGGACCGGGGGACUCCGCUGCCCGGCUCUGCCUGCUGCUGCUCUUGUUGCUGGCGAAAGGCGCGCGGGGCUUCGACGACGAGGAACGCCGCUGCGAUGCCAUCCGCAUCUCCAUGUGCCAGAACCUGGGCUACAACGUCACCAAGAUGCCCAACUUGAUCGGGCACGACUCGCAAGCGGACGCCGAGCUGCAGCUCACCACCUUCACGCCCCUCAUCCAGUACGGCUGCUCCAGCCAGCUGCAGUUUUUCCUGUGUUCGGUCUCUGUCCCCAUGUGCACAGAGAAGAUUAACAUCCCCAUCGGCCCCUGUGGCGGCAUGUGCCUCUCCGUGAAAAGGCGGUGCGAGCCGGUCCUCAAAGAAUUUGGCUUCUCCUGGCCGGAAAGUUUGAACUGCAGCAAGUUCCCACCGCAGAACGACCACAACCACAUGUGCAUGGAGGGCCCGGGAGACGAGGAGGUUCCCUUUCACAGCAAGACCCCCUUGCAUCCCGGAGAGGAAUGCCACACCAUCGGAUCGAACUCAGACCAAUACAUCUGGGUCAAACGGAGCCUGAGCUGCGUCCUCAAGUGCGGCUACGAUGCCGGCCUCUAUAGCCGGCAGGCCAAGGCGUUUGCGGACACCUGGAUGGCCGUGUGGGCCAGCCUUUGCUUCGUUUCCACCGCCUUCACAGUCCUCACCUUUCUGAUAGAUUCCUCUCGCUUUUCCUACCCCGAGCGCCCCAUUAUCUUCCUGAGCAUGUGCUACAAUAUUUAUAGCAUUGCUUAUAUUGUCCGGCUGACCGUGGGCCGGGAGAGGAUUUCCUGCGAUUUUGAAGAGGCGGCAGAACCUGUCCUCAUCCAAGAGGGCCUCAAGAACACAGGAUGUGCUAUAAUUUUCUUGCUGCUGUACUUUUUCGGCAUGGCGAGCUCCAUCUGGUGGGUGAUCCUGACGCUGACGUGGUUUCUGGCAGCCGGGCUCAAAUGGGGUCACGAGGCCAUUGAGAUGCACAGCUCGUAUUUCCACAUCGCCGCCUGGGCCAUCCCGGCAGUCAAGACCAUUGUCAUCUUGAUUAUGCGGCUGGUGGAUGCUGAUGAGCUGACCGGACUGUGCUACGUCGGCAACCAGAAUCUGGAUGCGCUGACGGGCUUUGUGGUGGCUCCCCUUUUCACCUAUUUGGUUAUCGGAACCCUGUUCAUCGCCGCCGGCCUGGUGGCCUUAUUUAAAAUCCGGUCCAACCUUCAGAAGGACGGGACCAAAACGGACAAGUUGGAGCGGCUGAUGGUGAAAAUCGGCGUCUUUUCGGUGCUCUACACCGUCCCGGCCACCUGCGUCAUCGCUUGCUACUUCUACGAAAUCUCCAACUGGACGAUCUUCCGCUACUCGGCCGAUGACUCCAACAUGGCCGUGGAAAUGCUCAAGAUUUUCAUGUCCUUGCUGGUGGGCAUCACGUCGGGCAUGUGGAUCUGGUCUGCCAAAACGCUGCACACUUGGCAGAGGUGCUCCAACAGGCUGGUGAAUUCGGGGAGGGUGAAAAGGGACGAGAAAAGGGCUGACGGCUGGGUGAAGCCCGGGAAAGGGAAUGAGACAGUGGUGUGAACAAAAGCCAGGAGCAGGCGGGCCUCAUGUCUUCUCUUCUCCUCUCCCCCCCCGCCCCCACCUCCGAGAAGAAUUGGUUGCAUGUCAACACGUCUGAAGCAGGAACGCCGUAAUGGCUUCCGUGCUGGAGAAAGGAACUGUACAUCUUUCUGUUUUUGUAGAAUUUGGGGAUUGGGGCGGAGGCUUUUAGAAACUGAAUAAAUUUGUGAUUUACAGUAGAACAGAGUUUCUGGGGAGAGGGGGAAGGAGGGAACACAAGCGCCUGCAGUGGCUUCAAAAAGCUGUGAAAACAAAAAUCAGAAACUGUUGGACAUCUACCAGAAAACAGCAUCUGUGGGUCUUUGGGAAUCAUGGAACUUUGCACCUCCUAAUAACUCCCCCCCCCCUUCUUCUCACUCUGCUUCCAAGUCAUAUUUUUAGCUGUGUCUUCUAAAAGAGUGAAGGAAAGAAUUCCAAGGGCAAAUCUCUCUACUGGUGUCCAGGCCAGGUCUUCUGAACAGUCAGGGCUGUUGACUUCAGGAGAUCUGGAGGCAAGGUGUGUAUGUUCUUGUUCCUCGAAAGGUCUGCCGCCUUGGAUGGUUGGAAGCUUGCGUUUGGUGUUGGUUCCAAAGCAGUCCUUUGGAUUAGGCUCACCCAAAUGUUGCUGAAUAGUGUGCAAGCUUCUGGGUUCCGUAGAACUCUUUGUCAGGCGAAACGGAAAGCAAAGCCAAGGAGGCGGAGGGAAGCUGGCUUACGUUGAAGCCACGGAGUCUGCGUUUCAUCACAUUCUGAAGGUGGAAUGUGAGAGGAGGUAGCUGAUGUUCAAAUUAGGUGCUCUACUAAGUGUGGUUUUCAGGCUCUGCCUAGGACCCUCCCUAGGAUUUUCAAGAUGAAGAAACAAACCAGCAAUGGUUGAUCCCCACUUCUCCGGUGGGGGGGCGGGAGCAGCUUUUACCUAGAUCUGUUUCCCUCCUUAGGUGAAACACACAGAUUCCUUGGAAAACAGAAGUAGAGAGAACCUAGACAAUUCUUCUAUUAACACAGCUGGAGAUAAUUUUAGGUGGUGUACUGGGUAUUUGGAAAAAGUCCGUAGUAGCCAGAUUGGGCAGUUGGAGGGGAUGUAGCUUCGGAGAAUCAAGACAGAUCUUUGGGUAUAUAAAAACUCUUCGGUGUAGGAUCCUACAAAGGUUUGGUAUUAUCUAAAUCACACACAAAGCCUGUCUGUGCGUAGAAGUUCUUACAACUUAGGUCACCCUUCCCCAAACUGCUGCCUUCCAGAUAUUUCGGACCACAGUUCCCAGCAUUCCUGGCUACCAGCCAUGUUAGCUGAGGCUAAUGCUAAUAGAAGGCUAGAACAUCUGGAAGACUGGCUUAGACUAUAAAGCAGGCGUGGGGGACCCCAGGACUGCAUUCCAUUUCAGAGACGCUCUUGGGGGGACCGCAUUCUAGUGGUGGGUGGGGCCAAAGGGGCGGGGCUAAAACACCAAAGACACCCGCCUAUUUUUAGCUUAAAUGGCUUACUUGCAAAUAACUAGGCCUUAGGAAAGGCAUUUAGAAAGGGGGAGACCUGCACAAAGUCAUCAAAGGAUUGGUGGUUGAGAGAGAAAGGGCGCUGGUGGAAAGGACAGAGCUAUUAACCCAUGCAGGUCGGAUUGGGGGGCCCAGGCCUGAAGUUCUACACCCUUGCUAUAAAGCCAGUGGCUUGAGAAAGCUCAUGAAACUCAAAACAUCGCCUUCCUUUGCUACAAAAAACUUGCAGAGGAUCCUCACUCCGUGGAGACUGCGCUGAAGGGUAGACCCUAGGGUGACCGUAUGGAAAGGAGGGCAGGGCUCCUGUAUCUUUAACAGUUGUACGCAGC
Elgaria multicarinata webbii is the source of this 3422-nucleotide messenger RNA. It is a transcript of the gene FZD4, whose product is annotated as frizzled class receptor 4. The record is from RefSeq and is a predicted model, not a curated record. Gene Ontology annotation, biological process: retina vasculature morphogenesis in camera-type eye; non-canonical Wnt signaling pathway; canonical Wnt signaling pathway. NCBI's taxonomy places the organism in Eukaryota, Metazoa, Chordata, Lepidosauria, Squamata, Anguidae. The coding region runs from base 1 to 1584 and encodes 527 amino acids. The transcript has 2 exons. Gene Ontology annotation, molecular function: Wnt-protein binding; Wnt receptor activity. Gene Ontology annotation, cellular component: plasma membrane.